GAAGUGUUCAUUUUGACAUUGUAGAACACAAAAUCAAACCGUACCAUAAUAUCGUUUUAAGGCUACUUUGAGACGCAAAACGGUUUAGAGUAGGAAGUGAUUUUGGGUGAGAAAUAAGACAGAUCCAGCAAAGCAAAGACCGAGCCUGCAAUAAUGGUGAUAUGUUGAGGCGGCUAAUGCUAAUCUAACCAAAUCAACAAUUAACAGACUGCACACCUUUUUCUUCUAUUUUAUUUUACAAAUAGUCAUCGUCAGCUUAUAGACUUUGGUUUUUCAGAAUCACCCAACCAUCACGGGACACCCAUGAAGCUGCUCCAAUGUCCCCACUCCCAGCCUCUCCGUCGUCCACUGCUCCUCCUUCUCCUCCUCCUCAUCAUCAUAUUAGUCUCCCCCACUUCUGCUCUCGACUUCCUCUUCAAUUCCUUCACUACCGCCGUCAACGCCACCAAUCUCACCCUCAUUAACGACGCCCGAAUCGACACCUCCACCAUCCGCCUCACCAACGACUCCAACCCCCUCUCUUAUGGCCGCGCCUUUUACCCCACCACCCUUCGCAUGAUCCCAACUUCUAAUUCCUCAACCCUCUCUUCCUUCUCAACGGCCUUCGUUUUCUCAGUCCUACCGCAAAUCUCCACCAGCCCCGGUUUUGGCCUCUGCUUCGUCCUUUCCAACUCCACUUCCCCUCCAGGCGCUCUCGCCAGCCAAUACUUUGGCAUCUUCACCAACGCCACCUCUCCUACCGUGGCUCCCCUUCUAGCAGUUGAGUUCGACACCGGUCGAAACCCGGAAUUCAAUGACCCUGACGACAAUCAUAUCGGGAUCGAUUUAAACAGUAUUAUAUCUGCUCAAACAGCUACAGCUCAGUAUUUUAAUUCUUCCAAUGGAAGUUUCGUUCCCCUUAACAUGCGAACUGGCCAAAAUGUUCAUGCUUGGAUUGAUUUCGAUGGUUCAAAUUUCGAGAUCAACGUCACGGUUGCUCCCGUCGGCGUUUCCAAACCCUCUAGGCCAACGCUUAAUUAUAAAGAUCCGGUUAUUGCUAACUAUGUCGCUAGUGAAAUGUUUGUUGGGUUCUCAGCGUCCAAGACUCAGUGGGUUGAGGCACAGAGGAUUUUAGCUUGGAGCUUCAGCGAUACGGGUGUUCUUAGAGAGAUUAACACAACUGGUUUGCCUGAGUUUUUCAUAGAAUCAUCAUCAUCUUCUUUGUCAUCUGGGGCUAUUGCUGGAAUCGUAAUCGGCUGUGUUGCUUUUGUAAUUAUCUGCGGAUCUGGGUGCUAUUUUGUUUGGAGGAAAAAGUUCAGGGAAGAAAGUGAAGAAGAGAUUGAAGAUUGGGAACUCGAGUAUUGGCCUCAUAGAUUUUCUUACGAUGAGCUUAAACAAGCCACCAAUGGAUUUUCCAACGAAAAUCUUCUAGGCGCUGGUGGGUUUGGUCGUGUUUUUAAGGCGACGCUUCCAAAUACGACGGAGGUCGCGGUUAAGAGCGUGAACCAUGAUUCCAAGCAAGGAUUAAGAGAGUUCAUGGCUGAGAUCGAAAGUAUGGGAAGGCUCCAACAUAAGAAUCUUGUUCAAAUGCGAGGUUGGUGUCGAAAAGGAAAUGAACUCAUGCUUGUUUAUGAUUACAUGCCUAACGGAAGCCUUAACCGGUGGAUUUUCGACGAACCGGAGAAACUCCUCGGUUGGAAACAGCGGCUUUUGGUUUUGGCCGACGUGGCCGAGGGUUUGAAUUACCUGCACCAUGGCUGGGACCAAGUUGUUGUUCAUAGAGAUAUCAAAUCAAGCAACAUUUUGUUGGAUUCUGAAAUGAGAGGAAGGCUUGGAGAUUUUGGAUUGGCUAAAUUGUACGAACACGGACAAGUUCCCAAUACAACGAGGGUGGUGGGAACUUUGGGUUACUUGGCACCUGAAUUGGCCACGGUCGCGGUUCCUACGGCGUCUAGCGAUGUUUACAGCUUUGGGGUAGUGGUUUUGGAAGUGGUGUGUGGGCGACGACCGCUGGAGAUGGCAUUGGAGAAGGAAGAAGAGCAAGUGUUGAUUGAUUGGGUGAGAUGGCUGUAUGGAGAAGGGAGGCUGAGAGAGGCGGCGGACGCGAGGGUUCGAGAGGAAUACGAGGGUGAGGAAGUGGAGAUGAUGUUGAAGCUUGGGUUGGCUUGUUGUCACCCUGAUCCUUCGAGGAGACCCAUGAUGAAGGAGGUGGUGGCGGUUUUGGUUGGGGAGGAAGUGGGUGCUGCUCCGGCUGAUUUGUUGAAUGAAUUAGCUCGUGGUGGUGGUAGUGGCAGCGGCAGUGGCCGAGAAGAUCUUUGAGAGGAAGCGCCACCAGUAUGAAUACGGUUUUGGGCUUUUCUUUUCUAUCAACUCGAAUUAAUUUUUGGGAAUAAUAAUGAGAGCGGGUGGAGCAUUGUUGACUUUUUUAUAAUUAUUGUAAAUGAUUUUUAUUUGUAGGGUUCUUGUACACGCGGCAAUUUGAUUAAAGUUUUGUCAUUAAUGAUAUUUUAUUGAAGUAUUAUUUUUAUAA
Gossypium raimondii (Peruvian cotton) is the source of this 2509-nucleotide messenger RNA. Its product is annotated as L-type lectin-domain containing receptor kinase S.1. NCBI's taxonomy places the organism in Eukaryota, Viridiplantae, Streptophyta, Magnoliopsida, Malvales, Malvaceae. Gene Ontology annotation, molecular function: protein kinase activity; carbohydrate binding; ATP binding. The transcript has a single exon. Gene Ontology annotation, biological process: protein phosphorylation. Bases 304 to 2298 code for a protein of 664 amino acids. Gene Ontology annotation, cellular component: plasma membrane. The record is from RefSeq and is a predicted model, not a curated record.